Messenger RNA from Olea europaea var. sylvestris, 684 nucleotides. Its product is annotated as kinesin-like protein NACK1. Gene Ontology annotation, molecular function: ATP binding; microtubule binding; microtubule motor activity. The annotation marks the transcript as partial. The record is from RefSeq and is a predicted model, not a curated record. Gene Ontology annotation, biological process: microtubule-based movement. NCBI's taxonomy places the organism in Eukaryota, Viridiplantae, Streptophyta, Magnoliopsida, Lamiales, Oleaceae. The transcript has 6 exons.
ACACCCGGCACGCCGGCUACAAAAAUAGACAAGAUGCAGGUAGCCACUCCAGGCGGGAACAGACCGAGGGAAGAGAAAAUCACGGUGACUGUAAGAUUAAGGCCGUUGAACAAAAGGGAACAAUCUGCCAAAGACCAUGUCGCGUGGGAGUGCAUUGAUGAUCACACAAUUGUAUAUAAACCUUCCCAACGCGAGCGGGCAGCUCAACAGAGCUCAUUCACAUUUGAUAAAGUCUUUGGUCCUGACUCUAUAACCGAAACAGUAUAUGAGGAUGGAGUAAAGAAUGUAGCUUUAUCUGCUCUCAUGGGAAUCAAUGCAACCAUAUUUGCAUACGGCCAAACUAGUAGUGGAAAAACUUACACGAUGAGAGGAAUUACAGAGAAAGCUGUUAAUGAUAUAUAUACACACAUAAUGAAUACUCCUGAACGAGACUUCAGAAUAAAAAUUUCUGGCCUAGAAAUCUACAAUGAGAAUGUCAAGGACUUAUUGAAUUCAGAGUCUGGCCGCAAUCUCAAGUUGUUAGAUGAUCCAGAGAAAGGAACAGUGGUUGAAAAAUUAGUGGAAGAGGCGGCAGACGAUGAUCAUCAUUUAAGGCGCUUAAUAAAUAUUUGCGACAGUCAAAGACAAGUAGGCGAGACUGCCCUUAAUGACACUAGCUCUAGAUCGCACCAGAUAAUAAGACUG